Messenger RNA from Polypterus senegalus (gray bichir), 2405 nucleotides. It is a transcript of the gene btg2, whose product is annotated as B-cell translocation gene 2. The transcript is spliced from 2 exons. Lineage: Eukaryota; Metazoa; Chordata; Cladistia; Polypteriformes; Polypteridae. The record is from RefSeq and is a predicted model, not a curated record. Bases 288 to 773 code for a protein of 161 amino acids. Gene Ontology annotation, cellular component: cytoplasm; nucleus. Gene Ontology annotation, biological process: negative regulation of cell population proliferation; negative regulation of mitotic cell cycle.
UGUCGGUCUGCUCAUUUCAUUUCUGUUUGUAAAUAACUGCGUUUGUAUUUUUAUGUAUGUUUUUGUCAAGCAAAUAGAUGCGCCUGUAACGCGCUUCAUUACAAACAACUGCAUUCCGCCAUCGCCUUACAGUUAUCUGCGUGUAUAAAGUUCACAAGAAAGAAGAAAACAAAUAAAAAUCCACACUUUCAAACGUCCGAACCGUACUGUGUCCAGGACACCGGAGAAUAAACUACACAGUAGCCCUUUUCGAGGCAAAGAGCUAGAGCUUCACCAACAGAACAGAAAUGUUGCCAGAACUGACGGCUGCCGCGAGUUUCGUGUCCAGUUUACUGAGGACAAGGGGCUUUCUGAGCGAGCACAAACUUCAGAUCUUCAGUCAUGCACUCCAGGAAGCUUUAGCGGAUCAUUACAGACAACACUGGUUUCCAGACAAGCCUCAGAAAGGAUCGGGAUACCGCUGCAUACGGAUUAACCAUGAAAUGGACCCCAUCGUCAGCAAAGCUGCCAGCAGAAUCGGACUGAACAGCCAGCAGCUUUACCAGUUGCUGCCUAGGGAGCUGACCCUCUGGAUUGAUCCUUACGAAGUUUCCUACCGCAUCGGCGAAGAUGGAUCUAUCUGUGUACUGUACGAGGCCGAGCCGCCCGCAGUUGGCAGCAGCGCCACUGCCCUUACCAGCAACUCUUUCAACUCCCUGUACACAUGUAAAAACCAGCUGCUGUUGGGCCGCACGAGUCCACCCAAAAACUACCUGAUGACCGUCUCGAGCUAGAACGUGUGCGCAGCCGGUCCAGGCAUCUACUUGAGAUAGGCAAUGUGUACUUCAGGGAGGGGGAUCAGGGGAGCGCAAGCAGCGUACGAUUCACAGUUCACCCUCUGGAAGCAACAGGGGAUAAAAUAAGUACAUUUAAUUUAUUUUUUUUCCUUUUUGUUUUCUUUGUUCUCCCCCGCUUUAAUGAAGGGUUGGUACUUUCCCACUCAUUUGUUUUUUUUGGACAAAAAUUAAAUAGGCACUCUGCACAUAAAAUAGAUUAUUUAAAAAUAAAAAAAAAGAAAGACAAGGCACAAAAUGUACCUCAUUGAACUAUAAGGAAACAAAAGGCUACUCCUGAGUAGCCUGCACUUUUGCACUGCCGAAGCAUUCAGUCUUUUGUCCCAUGAAAUUUUCCCCAGCCCUCCACUUUGUGCACCCCUUUUCUUAUUCUAAAAAACUGAAUGCCGGACAAUACUUUUUUCAUGUAUUAUAUACAAGUUCAUAACACUGCUUAAUUUCUUUGGGAUUCUUUUUUUGUUGUUGUUGUAAGCCCCCAAAGAGAGCAUUUGCUGAUUGCCUAAUAAUUUCUACAGAAAGGUGCAAUAAUAAUAAUAAUAAUAAUAAUACAAAAAAUAGUUAAAAGAGAACCCCAUCAACUAGAGGUUUGCAGAAACUGAUGAGGCCACUGCACUUAGCCUGAAGUAACUUGACAAUGCCUUUGCUUCGCAUUAUUCCACUCCUCCUAGGCUGUAAAGUGCAGCUUGGCAAGAAAUAACAAAAAAUUAAAUACAAAUCUCAUUUUCAAAACCUGCUUGAUACAUUCUGACUAAAAAAAAAAAAAGUGGUUUCCUAUGGAAACUACAAAAUGCACUAAUUGUUAUUUCUUUUUCUAUCUGCCCUGAUUUUAUUUUUUAAAGUGCUACUUACUGUCCAGCAUUACACUGCAGAUAAAAAUCGCAUUGACUUUAUAAACUGGGCCUUACUGACUGACUAGCCUUCUGCAAACUGCUGUGAAGCAUUACUGCCAAAACUGCAGCCAGCGUUGUUUGGGAUUUGUUAUACAAAGGGUGACACGGGAAAAAAAACCAAAAUGAUUCAAAUAAUAUUUAAGGGAAGAUGUUGUGCAAUAAAAUGUAUUGGGGGUCACUCAUUUAAUUUUAUGUUCUUGGGCGGUUAAAGGGUUUGUUUUUAAUCCCUGUUUGUUUUUCUUUCUUUUGCUUUGUUCAUCUUUAUACAACACAUACUGUGAAUGUGAAUCAUCUCGUUUAACCAGGUUUUCAACUUUGGGGAUGAGUGUUGCCGAUUCCGAGGGAGUAAGCCAUCCUGUGUUUAUGGGAUUCCCUUUCUUAAGUAUUCAUUGCUUGCUUGAAUAAGCUGUGAGGUAGCAGAUUUGGUAGCGCAAAGAAGAAAAAAAAAAAAAAAAACGUAAAAGUCAUUUUUAUUCUAAUGCUGGAAUGUAGUAACAUUACAUUUUUUUUUAAUUUUUAUUUUUAGUUGUAGGAUUUUUACUUUCCAGCUGGGCUGUUGAACAGUCCUUUUUCCUCACUUUUUAAGGUCAAGGAGAUUUUAAGAUGAGGUGGUGGUAAUGUGUAUCAGUUUAUGUACAUUUUUUAAUGGAUUGUGUACAUAUAUAUUGACAAAGAUGUACAG